AUGAGCUCACAAUCGCAUCCCCGGCCCCGCCCUCUAGCACCGCCUCCAGGUCCGCCCGCGCUGCGGAGCAGCAAGCUGAGUUGGGGAGAUAAAGAACUGGUUGCUGGCGGGCGACGAGGCUUCUCAAGCGGCCGUAGGGAGGGUUCCUUGGGAGAAAUAGGUCCGCCCACCGCUGCUGCCUGGGCAACCCCUCCGCAGGCCAGAAGAGCAGCUCUGCCCUGGUGCGUCUCUGCCCACGAGCGGAAGCAGACUAGUGGGACCCAGAGGGGAGAGGAGAGGGACAGAUUGGGGCAGGGCAGGGUACCGCAGCUGCUCACGGCGCCUGCAGCCUCAACACUAGGCACCUGGGAGAAGCUCACCUGGCCUGAACUGCGGCCCACCGCCAGGCCUACAACUUGA
Messenger RNA from Rangifer tarandus platyrhynchus (Svalbard reindeer), 399 nucleotides. The record is from the annotation of a GenBank genome assembly. Lineage: Eukaryota; Metazoa; Chordata; Mammalia; Artiodactyla; Cervidae.